AUGUCCCAAAGACCAACAUCCUCCCAUGACCCCUCCGCCCCGCACCUCAUCCCAGUAGACGACUGCCUAACCUACGAAACAGGAUACCGCCCAAACCUCCCCGGCCAACGCACCUGGUGGGUCUUCUGCCCUGUGACCGGGCUCUUCGGCAACAGCUACUCCCUCCUCGGCGCGAUGAUCGAGUGCGUCGCGCGCGGACAGGCCACGCUCGCGCCGAGCUGGGACCGUACCUUCGCGGGAGGCAUCUGUGAUAUGCAGAGGAGGAUCGAGAGGUAUAUGUAUGCGAAUGAUGGGCAGGUUGAGUGUAAGCCUGCGCUUGGGUUUCGGUAG
Molecule: messenger RNA, 330 nt
Organism: Aspergillus fischeri NRRL 181
Lineage: Eukaryota; Fungi; Ascomycota; Eurotiomycetes; Eurotiales; Aspergillaceae
Exons: 2
Coding region: 1-330 (109 amino acids)
Source: RefSeq, a predicted model, not a curated record